Cyprinodon tularosa is the source of this 8944-nucleotide messenger RNA. RefSeq names its product trichohyalin. Gene Ontology annotation, molecular function: DNA-binding transcription factor activity. Bases 233 to 8629 code for a protein of 2798 amino acids. The transcript has 29 exons. Gene Ontology annotation, biological process: regulation of DNA-templated transcription. NCBI's taxonomy places the organism in Eukaryota, Metazoa, Chordata, Actinopteri, Cyprinodontiformes, Cyprinodontidae. The record is from RefSeq and is a predicted model, not a curated record.
GCUUCGGUUUCCGGGUAAAAAAGUCAGGCUCCCGGUUUGAAAGUGAAAAUUAUUUCCGUUAGGUUAAUAAAAAGUGAACUAACGGAGGGAGGGCAUCAGUGACGGAUAAUAACUGAACUCCUCAUCUUCAGUCCAGAUAUGAUGCUUCAGGUUUCCUCCCCCGGUUUAAGCAGUGGCUGAUCAGCAGCUGUGACCCACGGCUCACGUUUUCACUGAGAGCAACUCAUUGAGCAUGGAGUCGGACCUGCUGAUUGGCUGGCCGCAGCAGAAGGCGGAGCUGGAGCAGGAGGUGUGCCGUCUGCAGGAGGAGCUGGCGGAGAGCCGAGCAGAGAAGGAGGAGCUGGAGUCCAGGAGCAGAGCUCUGAGGGAGCGGCUUUGCCAGACUCUCAAUCCUUCUCUGAACCUUUCCCUGCACGAGGAGGAGCAGAGGAGGUGGAAAACCAAGCUGAGGGAGUGGAGGGAGAGGGAGGCCAGGCAGGCGCUGCUGAUCCACCGUCUGCAGAACAAGGUGUUGGAGUACAGAGAUCGCUGUCAGCAUCUGGAUCUGCAGCUGCAGGAGGAAAAGUCCAGGCUGCUGAGCUCUGAGCAGAGAAUCAGAGAUGAACACAGCGACUCCCUGGAGAGCGCCCUCAUCAGGCUGGAGGAGGAACAGCAGAGGUCUUCCAGCCUCGCCGACACCAACGCUCUCCUCCGUCACCAGCUCAGCCAAUCAGAGGAGACGAACCAGGCGCUGAGAGAGGACCUCCAGAAGCUGACUGCUGAUUGGUCCAGAGCCGUGGAGGAGUCGGAGCGCAAAGCGGCUGAUUGGCAGAGAGAGAAGGAGGGUCAUGUGGGUCAGAACCAGGACCGCCUCCUGUCAGUCUGGAGGUCUGUGCUGGAUCUGAGGCGACACUGUCACACAGUGAGAACAGCCGCUGACAGGGAUCUCUGGCAGCUCAGAGCAGAGUUCUCCAAGUUCUCAUCAUCUCUCCUCCUCAGCUGUGACUCCGUCUGCUCCUCACUGAGGCUCAAACCCUCUGACCUUCCUCCUCCCUCCUCCUCCUCUCCUCCUCUAUCCUCUACUCUUGUUCUCCCUUCUUCCAACUGCUCAGCUUCUCCCCCUCAGCUCUCUCCCUCCACACUUGGAACCUUCACCUUAGGAGAGCUGAAAGAGGAGGAGGUGAAAGGGGAAGAGCAGACAGUGGAGUUAAAGCUGCUCCAGGAGGCGGAGGUGUUGCAGCUGGAACAAAGGGUUGAGGAGCUGAGUCGCUCCCUGCAGGCUGCAGACAGAGAGAAGGAGGAGGCCAAGAAGGAGGUGGAGAGGCUGAGGGAGUCAGAGAGGAGGCUGCAGUCAGUGGGUCAGGCUGUGGUCAGGAUGUCCAGGGCCCUGAGCAGGACCAGCAGUCAGACCCUGAGCGUCUCCAUGGAUGCCGUCCUCAGCCUGGACCUGUCCUCCCUGCUGUCAGUCCUGUCUCAGACCGAGAGCGCCCUCCAGUGGAAGCAUGAGGAGCUGCAGGGGGCGGAGCUAAAGCUGCGUCGGCUCGGCAAGGAGCAAACCGCCCUGCAGCUCCGACUGAACCAGCAGCUUGAGGAGAACCAGCAGCUGGAGGAGAAGAACCUGAGGACCCAGCAGGAGCUGAAGAAGACGCUGGACGCUCUGAGCAGGGAGAAGGAGGCGUCCAGCUCCCUGCGUCUGCAGCUGGAGGAGGUGCAGAGGAGAGAGGAGGAGGAGAAGAAGGAGAAGGACAGACUGAGGAGAGACAGAGAACGACUGGAGGAGAAAACUCGACAGCUGGAGGCUGAAACACACAGACGGGUGGAGGAGGAGCUCCUGGAGAAAGUCCAGCUGUCAGAGAGAGAAAGCAAACAGUUGAUGGAGAUCCACAGCCUGAAGGGGGCGCUGGAGAGGGAGCAGCUUGACAGGCAGAGAGCAGGAGAAGAAGGUGCUGAUGUCAGAGAGGCUCUGCAGAAGUGCAGGGACAGCCUGCUGCAUCUCUCCUCCUCAGAGACGAUGUUGAGAUGGGAGGCAGAGGAGGCGCGGGAUGCCCUGGAGAAAAUGUCGGCUCUGAACGCCGCUCUGGCUUCAGACAAACGAGAUCUGAACAAACAGCUGCUGCAGCUGGAGGCGGAGCUAUCCAACAGCCAAUCACAAAUGCAGACAGUGAGGUCAGAAGUGAGCGUCCUGCAGAGGGAGCUUCAGGGUGUGAGGAGUGAGCUGAACCUGCUGAGAACUCAGUCACAGACAGACGCAGACACCAUCCAUCAGCUGAAGGAGCAGCAGGCAGAGCUGGAGAGAACCCUGGUGGAGAAGGAGGCCCAGGUGGAGUCCCUGGAGGAGGAGAGGCAGACGGCAGCCCAGCAGAUGGACGAGAGCUCCUCCCAACACACCCAGCUGAGGGAGGAGUUGAAGGAGGCGCAGGAACAGCUGCAGAGGGCACAGGAGGAGCUGAAUGAGAAGGAGAGACAUCAGGAGGAGCAGCAGAGGGAGAGCAGGAGGCUGCAGCAAGAACAGGAAGGGCUGAAGAGACACAAGGAGGAGCUGGAGGAGGAGCUACAGGAGCUCAGGUCUCUGUCGGUGAAGCUCCACCUGCAGCUCCAUCAGCAGCAGCAGCAGCUGUCCCAGGCAGAGGUGGACAGAUGUCAGCAGAACAUGCGCCUCUGCACGCUGCAGCGGGCCAAAGACACCCUGCAGGGUGAGAUCGAGUGUCUGAGAGGAGAACUACAGCGAGAAACGGCAAGAAGAGAAGACGAGAAGGAAAGGAGGGCAAGAACUCUGGAGGAGAAGGAGGAGUUGAAUGUAGAAAUGGAGCGACUGAGGGAGGAGGUGGAGGCGCUGCGGAGCAGAAGUUCUGAGCAGGAGGCAGAGAAACAGGAGGAGAGGAAAACCUGGCAGGAAGAGAGAGAAGCUCUGAACAAAGAACUGGGGACUAGGGACGGGGCGCUGGAGGCCCUGAGGAGGCGCACUGAAGGUCUGACAGAGGAGGUGGAGGAGAGACAGAGAGAGGUGGAGAGGCUGAGGGAGGAGGUGGCGGAGAGAGGGAGCAAAAUCAGCACCAUGAUGGAGAGAAGGCAGCGAGCAGAGGAGGAGAAGGAGAGACUGGAGGAGCAAAUAAAGCAGACAGAGCUCCGACUGGCAGAGGAGGAGGAGAAGAGGAGAGAGGAGGAGAUGCAGAGGGAUUUAGAAACAGAGGCGCUCUGUGAGCGGAUCGAGAAGUUAGAGGAAAAAAAGAAAGAAAUGGAGCAGGAGAUGAACCAGCUGAGGAUUGAGGAGGAGACAUGGAGAUCUAGAGCUGUGGAGGACAAGGAGGAGGUGAAGAGACUGAGGAAGGAGAUCUCCAGGUUACAAGAAGACAGAGAGAAGGAGAGGAGACAGAGGGAGAGAAAAGAGGAGGAAGAGAAGGAGCUAGAAGAGAGGCUGAAGGAGAAGGCGGGGGAGGUAGAGCUGCUAAGAGUGAGGCUGAAUGUGGCUCAAGAGGAGAAGGAGGAGAUGAAGGAGGAGGUGGAAAAGAGGGAGCGCAGCCUGGAGCGACAGAUGAGUGCUGUUAGGGAGAGAGAGGAGGAGGUGGAAAAGCUGAAGGAGCAUCUGAGGCUGGCAGAGGAGCGAGAGGAGGAAGGAGAGCGGGAGCGGCAGCUAGUGGAGGUCAGACUGAAGCAGAAGGAGGUGCGGGAGGAGAAGCUGGAGGCACUGCUGGCAGAAACUCAGGCGCUCCUGGAGAAGGAGGUACAAGAGGGAGGAGGAAAAGACAGAAAAAUCUCCUCCCAGGACAGGGAGUUGCAGGAGGCUCAGGCUGAGAGAGAAAGAGCAAAGAGGAGGGCCAGAGAGAAGGAGGAGGCCUGUGAGCAGCUCGAGGAGGAGCUAAGGAGGUGGCAGCAAAAGGAAGAGCAUCGUGGGAAGGAGGCGACAGAGCUCCAGAAGAGCAUUAGGCAGAAACAAGAGGAGGUGCUGCAGUUGAGGGCCACACUGGAGGAGAAGGAGGAGGAGCUGAGGGAAGGAGAAAGGCGCAGAAGAAUGGAGGAGGAGAGAAACAGAAUGACUGAGGAGAAAGUGAAGGAGGAGAGGAGGAGGUUAGAGGACAGGCUGGAAGCAAGAAUGAAAGAGCUGAAGGAGGAAAACGAUGAGCUGAGGAGGAGUCAGGAGGAGAAGAGACGACUGGUCAGCAAACUGCAGGAGAUACAGGAGGAGGAAAGAGAGGAGCUGAAGGGAGUGAGGGAGCAAAAUAGGAGGCUGAGGGACCAGCUGAAAGAGACGGAGGAGCAGAGAGAGGAGGAACUGAGACAACUGGAGGAGGAACUGAGGAAAAUGAAGGAGGAGAGAAGGCUGCAACAGGAAACAGAGAAAGAUCUCCACCUCCUGGAGGAGGAAAGAAGGAGGUCCAGGCUGAGGACGUUAGAGAAGGAGAAGGAAGAACUGCAGGUGGAGCUGGUAAGAAAGGAUAGGGAGGUGACACUCCUUAGAGAGGAAGCGCAGAGGGAGAGAGAGGAGCUCAGAGAGGAGGUGAAAAGAAAGGGAAAGGAGAAGGAGGAGGUCAAAGAAAGGAUGCAGGAGGAACUGAGAGCUAGAGAGGAGGAGUGGAGGUCAAAGGAGCUGAUGAGCAAGAAAAAUUUGCAGAAUGACAGGCAACUGGAGGAGGUCCAGCAGGAGCUAAGGAGGAGCGAAAAGGAAGCGACUCUCCUCAGAGAGGAGCUCCACAAGGAGCAAAGAGAAAAGGAUGAGAGGCAGGAGCGGCUGAGGAGGUCUGAGAAAGAGAUGACAGCGCUCAGAGAGGAGUUGGAGAGGGAGCGGAGCAAGGCACAGGAGGAGAAGGGAGAAAGGCAGGAGGUCCAGCAGGAGCUUCUAAGAGUCAGAGAGGAGUUAAUUAUAGCGAGGAGGGAGAAGGAGAAGAAGCAAGAGGAGCUGAAGGAUUUAGAGAAGGAGGUGACUGCUCUGAGGCUGGAGGUACUAAAUGAAAAAGAGGAGAUAAUGAAGACGGAGGAGAUCCGCCAGGAGUUGCUGAGGAGCAAAAAGGAGGCAGCUCUCCUGAGAGAGAAGCUCCACCAGGAGCAAAGAGACAAGGAUGAGAAGCAGGAGCAGCUGAGGAGGUCUGAGAAAGAGUUGACUGCUCUCAAAGAGGAGGUGCAGAGGGAGCGGAGCAAGGCACAGGAGGAGAGAGGAGAAAGGCAGGAGGUCCAGCAGGAGCUUCUAAAAGUCAGAGAGGAGUUAAUUAUAGUGAGGAGGGAGAGGGAGGAGAAGCAAGAGGAGCUGAAGGAUUUAGAGAAGGAGGUGACUGCUCUGAGGCUGGAGGUGCUAAAUGAAAAGGAGGAGUUAAUGAAGACAGAGGAGAUCCAUCAGGAGCUGCUGAGGAGCAAAAAGGAGGCAGGUCUCCUGAGAAAGGAGCUCCACCAGGAGCAAAGAGACAAGGAUGAGAAGCAGGAGCAGCUGAGGAGGUCUGAGAAAGAGGUGGAAGCUCUCAGAGAGGAGGUGCAGAGGGAGUGGAGCAGGGCCAAGGAGGACAGGAGGCAGUUGGAGGAGGUGGAGCUGGAGCUGAGGAAGAACAGAGAGGAGGUACAAAGACAGCAGAAAGAGAAGGAGGAGGCCCAGGAGGCUCUGCAGGAAGAGAAGCUGCAGAGGGAGGAGAUACAGCAGGAGCUGAGGAGCAGCAAGAAAGAGGUCUCUGUACUGAAAGAGGAGAGGGAUAAGGAGCAAAGAGAGCUUGAUGAAAAACUGAGAACCUCUCAGGAGGAGGUGAGGGCUCUCAUGGAGGAGGUGCACAGGGAGCGGAGCAAGGCACAGGAGGAUAUAGGAGAGAGGCUGGAGGUCCAGCAGGAGCUUCUAAGAGUCAGAGAGGAGUUAAUUAUAAUGAGGAGGGAGAAGGAGGAGAAGCAAGAGGAGCUGAAGGAUUUAGAGAAGGAGGUGACUGCUCUGAGGCUGGAGGUGCUAAAUGAAAAAGAGGAGUUAAUGAAGACGGAGGAGAUCCGCCAGGAGCUGCUGAAGAGCAAAAAGGAGGCAGCUCUCCUGAGAGAGGAGCUCCACCAGGAGCAAAGAGACAAGGAUGAGAAGCAGGAGCAGCUGAGGAGAUCUGAGAAAGAGGUGGAAGCUCUCAGAGAGGAGGUGCAGAGGGAGUGGAGCAGGGCCAGGGAGGACAGGAGGCAGCUGGAGGAGGUGGAGCUGGAGCUGAGGAAGAACAGAGAGGAGGUACAAAGACAGCAGAAAGAGAAGGAGGAGGCCCAGGAGGCUCUGCAGGAAGAGAAGCUGCAGAGGGAGGAGAUACAGCAGGAGCUGAGGAGCAGCAAGAAAGAGGUCUCUGAAUUGAAAGAGGAGAGGGAUAAGGAGCAAAGAGAGCUUGAUGAAAAACUGAGAACCUCUCAGGAGGAGGUGAGGGCUCUCAUGGAGGAGGUGCACAGGGAGCGGAGCAAGGCACAGGAGGAUAUAGGAGAGAGGCUGGAGGUCCAGCAGGAGCUUCUAAGAGUCAGAGAGGAGUUAAUUAUAAUGAGGAGGGAGAAGGAGGAGAAGCAAGAGGAGCUGAAGGAUUUAGAGAAGGAGGUGACUGCUCUGAGGCUGGAGGUGCUAAAUGAAAAAGAGGAGUUAAUGAAGACGGAGGAGAUCCGCCAGGAGCUGCUGAAAAGCAAAAAGGAGGCAACUGUCCUGAGAGAGGAGGUGCAGAGGGAAAGGAAGGAGGCACAGAUGGCUAGGAGUCAGAAAGUGGAGGUAGAACAGGAGCUUUCUGAACUGAGAAAGGAGCAAAAGAAAAAGGAGGAGAUGUUUGAAAAAGAGGUAAGGUCUCUCAGAGAGGAGGUGCUCAGAGUGAAGGAGGAGGCUCAUGGGAAGCUGCAGGAGGAACUCAGGUCUAAGGAGGUAAUGAGGAAGAAGGGGCAAGAGGAGUGGAGGAAGUUGGAGGAGGUCCAGCAGGAGUUACUGAGGAGCAAAAAGGAGCUCCAAGAGGAGCUGAUGAAGGAGCAACAAGAGGAGGAAAAGAUCCGCGAUGAACUGAGGAAGAGUAGGGCGGAGGUUAGUGAGCUGGCAGUCAUUGCUGAGGAGGUGAAAAAGGAACAGGAGCAGAUAGAGGAGGGGCUACGAAGGAAAGAGGAGGAGGUAAGGGCUCUAAAAGAGGAGGUGCAUGAGGCUCACAGGGGGAGUGAGAAGGAGGUGUCUCUCCUUCAAGAGAAGGUUCAAAAGGAAAAACAGGAGCUCCUGAAGGAGCUGCAGAAGAGGAGAGAUGAGGUCAAAGACCUUCAGGAGGAGGUGAAGGAGGAGCGCCAGAGGAGGGAGGAGGUGCAAGACGACUUGAGAGGUGUUCAGCAAAACAUGGAGGUGAUGGAGGAGAGCCUGACCUCCCUGAAAAGUCAGGUGUUGGAUCUGAGCCGCAGCCGGGAGCGAGCACGAAAGGAGGUGAAGGAGAAGGAGGAGGAGAGCCAGCAGAUGAGGGAAGGCCUAAGGGUGGCCCUGGAGGAGAUGACUACUCUGAAGGCUCUCCUUCAGGACAGCCACAAUGAGGGGGAGCGUCUGAGGAGAGCGCUGGCACAGAAGAAGGAGGACAUGGAGAAAAUCAGAGAGGAGAACAAGCAGGCGGCUAAGGAGGAGGUGGAGGAGCUGAGGGCCAGAGUCAAAGGUCUGGAGAAGAGAAGGAAGGAGGUGGUGGAGGAGCUGGAGAGGAGGAGGGAGGCUGAGGGGAGGUGGAGGAGUCAAGUGGAAGAGUUGGAGAAAGGGCAGGAGGUUCUGCACAUAGAGAUCCAGACACUAAGGAGUAGACGGGAGGAGGAAGACAGAGAGUGGAGGUCCAAGAUGGAGGAGAAGGAGGAGGAGGCAAGGAGGAGGAUCCAGGAGAGUCAAGAAGAGCUGAGAAUGUUGACAGCAUUGAUGGAGGAGCAGAAAGCUCAGAUGGAUGGACAGAGGAGGAGAAACGUCCAGACAGGAGAGGAUGAGGAGGAGCAAGAGGAAGAGGAGGAGCAGGUUUCCUCUGAGAAGGAGCAGCUGAGGAAGGAGCUUCAAAAGAAAGAGUCUGAGUUCUACAUGCUGACGCAGAGGAACAAGGAGCUGGAGGAGGAGCGGGACCGGUUCCGAUUGGCUCUGGAGCGGACAGAGGCCGCCAUGAUUGGCUACAGGCAGCGAGCACACCAACAGGAGCAAAACCUCAGGACUGGUUCUAACCCGGAGGAGGCUGUGGAGGACAGACUGCUGGUCCUGCAGCGACUGGUGGCUGAACUGGAGCUCGACCAGAUGAGGAUGAAGAAGAAGAAUUCCCACCUGGAACAGCAGAAAGACAAGCUGAAGAGGGACAGAGAUGCACUGAAGGACACACUGAGACAGGUGGAGGAGGAUCGACGGAGGCUCAGGCAGCAGCUCUCACUCGGCUCUGGGUCCCAGGUGUGUUUGGUUGGUCAGGCGUCUGAGAACUCCACCGAGGUCGAGCGGCUGAGGCACCAGGUGACAGAGCUGGAGGACCAGUUGAGUCAGCUGCGUCUCUCAUUGGCUGUGGACCAGAUGCAGAGGGCGGAGUUUAUUGAGCAGUCGUCCAGAAACAGCCAAUGGCUGCUCUCUCUGAGGCACGACCUCAACGAUUCGCUGGCUGCCGUCUCCAGCCAUCCAAUCCCAGCCGUUCUGGAGUCUGAAACGCAGCGAUUGGACCGCAGCCUGAGGGAGGAGGAGCUUAGGAUGUCUCUGAGCCAAUCAUAAGAGGGAAACUUUCAAUGUGAAGCUGCUUCGCUCUGAUUGGACAGGUUCUAUCUACAGGAAGUUAUUUAUUCAAAACUGACCAUUCAGAAGAGACCAAAAAUGUUACAGGAAAUAAACCUUCAGGUACAAAGUUACAGUCAUGAGUAUUUACCUCUGAUCAAUCUUCUUUAAGAACACUUUCUACAAUCUGCAAAUGUAUCUGCAGAGCUGGUAUAGAUGCGUUCUGAUUAGUUGGUAUGUUUUUAUUUUAUGUUUACUGUAUUUAAAGGUUAUUUAUUGUUUAUAAAAGGAUCAAUAAACCAAAGUGUUUAUAAA